Messenger RNA from Folsomia candida, 618 nucleotides. RefSeq lists its product as uncharacterized. The transcript is spliced from 5 exons. The record is from RefSeq and is a predicted model, not a curated record. The coding region runs from base 110 to 496 and encodes 128 amino acids. NCBI's taxonomy places the organism in Eukaryota, Metazoa, Arthropoda, Collembola, Entomobryomorpha, Isotomidae.
UUGACGACUUGCAUAAGUACCACUUUCCAUUUUCUUUUUGUUUAACUCACAAAUCAACCAGACCACAAAUAGCAAACGAUAAAAAGUUAAAAGUCUCAAAUCUAGAAAUAUGUCCUCCUUCUUCUCACAGUGGAUUGGAAUCUCGCUAUGCGUCCUAUCAGUUUUUGGUCAAUAUGAGGACGAAAAUCCGCCGGACGUGGACAUUAACGGCGUCGAGGACGGUUUCUUUCAUUUCAAUCCCACCCUCGCUCAUGACGACCCCGACGAUUUAAUUUUCAAUCCGAGGCCAGAAUUACCCUACGACGACUUUGAAGAUCGUGAUUACGAUUACUACAACCCAACAGGUCUAAGCGAAGACGUUGCCUCGGGAUCAUCCGGGACUGGCGAGAGUGAGAAACCCGUCGCGGCAGGAGGAGGGUCAGCAGCAGGAGCGUUCCUCGGAAGUUUUGGCCGUGGAGUAAGAAAAACAGUUUACAGUCGACAAAUCAAAGUAUAAAUUAAAAGACCCGAGGAGGAUGCAUCGAUCCGUGGAGCAUAGUUUUAAUUAGUCAAUUAUUAGACUCGCUAAAUAAUCUACACACUUUAUUUAAAACCAGAAUUAAAUACGUUUUUCAAGAA